AUGGCUGCUUUGACUCCUGAAAGACACAACCGAGCGGUGCGUGCGCGUUGCAUUUCAGAUUCAGCUCAGCUAUGCGUCUCAUGCUGCAAACUUGUCUGUCCGUGUUUCCCCCAGUGUGAUGCUGACCGAGAUGAGGAUGCAGUGUUCUGUGACAUCAGCGUGGCCGUGGACAACAAGUUAUUCCCAAACAAAGAGGCUAGGACAGAUUCAAGUGACCUUGACCCUUCGAUGCUGUUUGAUGCUGGAGACAUUGUUGACACAGGAUCAGACUACGAUAACCAGGGUGAUGAUCAGCUAAAUCUAUUUGGAGAGGAAACCGCAGGAGGCUCCAUGGAGGAUUUUGAGGAAGUGUAAAAUCAUUUUCCUGAUGGGUGAG
Acomys russatus (golden spiny mouse) is the source of this 376-nucleotide messenger RNA. Its product is annotated as adenylate kinase isoenzyme 5-like. Bases 1 to 354 code for a protein of 117 amino acids. The record is from RefSeq and is a predicted model, not a curated record. The transcript is spliced from 5 exons. Lineage: Eukaryota; Metazoa; Chordata; Mammalia; Rodentia; Muridae.